UUGAAUCAUUUUCUCUUUGUUUUAGAUGUUAGGCACAGAUCUAGAUCAAAAAACAACAAGAAUAGAAGGAAGUCUCAUUAUGAUAACAGAGUUCUACAAAUACAGAAUACACCAGUACUGCGGAAGUACAGCUCCUGUUCCACAAUAUUUAUUGACGAUUCCACCGUCAGUCAACCAAACCUCAAAAAUACGAUAAAAGCUGUGGCCUUUGCCAUUUACUUUCAUAUACGAAACCGUGAGAGUAACAGAACAUUGGAGAUUUUUGAUGAGAGGCUUCAUCCUUUGUCGCGAGACCAGGUGCCAGAAGAUUAUGACCGCCGAGACCCGGAACAUAAACAUAUUUAUAGAUUUGUUCGGACCUUGUUUAGUGCAGCCCAGCUGACUGCAGAAUGUGCAAUAGUUACCCUGGUGUACUUGGAGAGGCUACUUCAUUAUGCAGAAAUUGAUAUUAUGCCGGCAAAUUGGAAGCGUAUUGUCCUGGGUGCGAUACUGCUGGCGUCCAAGGUGUGGGAUGACCAGGCGGUGUGGAAUGUGGACUACUGCCAGAUCCUCAAGGACAUAGCAGUGGAGGACAUGAAUGAUCUUGAAAGACAGUACCUAGAAAUGUUACAGUUCAACAUUAACGUGGGGUCGAGUGUAUAUGCCAAGUACUACUUUGAUCUGAGGGCACUUGCAGAUGCCAAUGACCUUAGCUUCCCAUUAGAACCACUCAGUAAAGACAGAGCCCUCAAACUAGAGGCGAUGUCUAAUGAAGAUGGUAUAGAGAGGAUCAACCAAAAACCUACCCUGGUUCGUUCUAACAGUUUAGACGGCAUGACAGCCAACCCCCGACUUAGUGUUGCUAUAAUCUCAUAACCGCGGAAAUCAAGCUUAACAAGCACAACGAAUAUGUAACAAGUCUUCAGUAUAGUUACACAAAUAUAUGAGCUUUUGGAAUAAUUGUGCAAUAGUUUUGUAAAUUUCUACAUCAUGUGAUAAAGAUUCAAGUUUUAAUAUCCAUUCAUGAAAUUUUUCAGUGUAAACAGUGAUAUCUGCUAUAUUUGCCUUCUUAUUCGAAGUCUUUUUUCUCUCUUAACAAUGUAAUGAUGCCUGUUUUGUGAAAAAAAGGUGAAGAUUCCCUUUUCAUAACAGAUAGACAUGGUAUUUCCCUCUUUUAGAAAACAUUUUUGGAGUUCAUACAUUCUAUCAUCUGGUUGCUAAUAAGAAUUUGGUAUUAUACCCAUCUGAUAUGGCUAUUUUGGACAAAUAUUUCUGAUUGUUUCCAUUCUUGCUCAAAUUAGUUUCAGUAUAUAAUCUCUAUUUCAUUAGGUACACCCCGUUCUAUGAUAAUCUAGGUACUCCACACUGGAGAUGUCCUGAAGAUGUUAUGUGAUAAUGUACAUGUAAAUCAAAGUCCCUGAAUCAAAUUCUGGAGAUUUAUUGCGCUAUGUACCAGUUUGUAGAGUAUAUGUGUAAUUAAAUGCCUUGUCCCAACUUUGAAAGUUUAUAAAACAAGCUACAUCAACAUUGAUCUGUGUAGUUCUUGAAAAAAAAUUCGAUGAUUUAGACAAAAUUAAUAGUUAAUGCUACUAAAAUAGAGUGGCUUAUAGUUCAUACGUAUGUAGUAGAUUUUAUUUUCAAUAUUGGUGCUGAAUCUUUAUGUGCUAUUUUAAUUUAUUAAUUGAUUGGGAUUUGUGUAAUGAAAUCCUUUUCCCAAUUCAUAAAAUAAAACCAGGUCUCGAUUUCAUUGAUACAUGUAACUAGAAAAUACAAUGGUAAGCACAAUUCUUUUGUCUCAAAAGAUCUCAUUUCAAAUUAAAAAUGUUCAUUAUAAACUGAAACCACAAAAUGUUAAGUAUAGGAAGUAAUUGUACAAAUGUUUGUCUUUGUUUACGUCCUAUGUUUACGUAAUGAAAUCUGUCGUAAGAGAAGAGACAGGUCGGCAUAAUCCUGUUGGAGUUGAAUCAAGAGAAAAUAUUUCUUUUGUAAGAAUCUCAUGAACACGUGAUCUUUUUAUGAAGCUAGUGUUGGAUGCUCUGUAUUGUGUCCCUGUUUGUCAAAUAACUACAAAAAGAAAACCAUUCAUCAUUUGUCAGCCAUGGAUAUUAAAUCAGGUUAAAUGGUUGUGAUCAUUUCAAUGCUGCACAGUCAGUCAACUCUUUGUCAGUUUAACAGAGAAGUUGAACGUCCUUAAGUACUGAUUCUAUAAUUCUGUCUUAAACGGUUCCUUUUAAAACACAAAUUUAUGGAUAAAAAUUUUUUGGCCUUUAAUAGUUUAUUUCCCAUGUACUGCUAUUCUGCACUCAAAUUAAUUUGGCCAUAAAUAGACAUGACAGAAAAGGAAACCUUUCAAAGAUUUCUUUCAUCUUAAAAAAAUUAUUCUUGGACUUAAAGAACCAGUUAUUUCUACACUUUUAUUUUUAUUUACUGAUGAAGGAGAGGUUUUGUUUAAUACAGUUUUGUAAAUGUUUCAUGUUGUCUUUCAAACUAUAACUUUUGAUGUCUUUGUAAAGUUAUAAUGAAGACAUAUGAUAGAAUGCUCUCUUAGACCUAAUCUGUGAUUAAUAAUGUAUAAAGCAUGUCAUUUAUACUAGUGAUUACGUAGUGGUUAGUUAUGGACCCAGAGCUUUGGUCAGUUUUAUCAGUACAGAUCGUUACAAGCUAGUCAUUUAUUUCCUGUCAAUACAGGUCUCACUCUGUAUUUUAUUGAUGUAGAAUAUCUGGUAUUUAUUUUUAACAGUCGUAAUGUAUUGAUCAUAUCCCUACCACCUAUUUAAUUUAAUACCUAAAACUAAUUCUUGUAAAUUUUUUUGAGUGAUUUUUUCAUCAGUAUUAAUGAUAAACAAAUUGUACAUUUUAGAUUGAUAUUACUGUGUGUUCUGUUUUUUUUUUUUUAAGAUUUUUUUUCAUCGAUAGCUUUUUGUAUAUAAAGGGUCCAAGUUGUCACAUGUGCUUAACUGCACUAAAACAGUCAAAAUGAAAAACUACUGAAAUUAGAAUUAAGGCCAUAGAAAUGUCAUAAGUAUUCUCAUUUUAUUUAAAGAAAGGAAUUCUUAAAGGUAUCCCUACAAAGACAUAUAAUAUUUCUGAAAAAAAUACUAUACAUCAGAAAAAACUGAAAAAUUAUUUUUUGGUUUGUGUGAAUAAUAAAACAAUACAACUUGAACUAGAGUUUUGGCCUGGAUUCUAUAUACAUGUAUGUUACUAAGCAUUAUAGAUGGUUUCAUUUGUAUGAAGUUUCAUUGUACAUGUACAGUUUUUAGUUGCAUGGAUAAACUGAGGACAAAAUGUAAGCUUAAAGGAUGUUAGUGAAAUGUUAGUUUAAGUUUAUUUGUCGGAGAACUCUUGCAAAAUUGUUCACAAGUGUGAAAGGACAAAAAAGAAAAGAAAAAACCUCUAUUUACAGAAAUAUCUACUGAAAAACAAUUUAAGUCAAAUCAUUAAAAAAUUACUUUUUUGAGAGGUUUAUUCUCCAUAUUUAAUUUAUUGUUCAGAUCUAUGGUUCCUUUUACACAGUAUGUUCUCUUUAUGUUUAUUUGCACCCCCCUGGAAAGUCGAUUUUUUGUAUAAAUUCUAGUAAUUAUCAAACAAGUGAAUGAUUUACUGUGUGUAUUAGUAAAGAUGAUGCUGGCAUUUUGUAAAAGUGUAUGAAAGUCUUGAUUAUACAUUGUUCAGUUUCUACUAGUGGAACAAUAUUGUAUAUCAUUUUAUUUGUUGAAUUAUCUGUGCUUUUAUUUGUAGGGCUGCUUGCCAUUGUCAAUAAAAAGGGAAUUAUUAGUAAA
Saccostrea cuccullata (small rock oyster) is the source of this 3761-nucleotide messenger RNA. RefSeq names its product cyclin-Y-like protein 1. The annotation marks the transcript as partial. The record is from RefSeq and is a predicted model, not a curated record. The transcript is spliced from 7 exons. Gene Ontology annotation, biological process: regulation of canonical Wnt signaling pathway; regulation of cyclin-dependent protein serine/threonine kinase activity. Lineage: Eukaryota; Metazoa; Mollusca; Bivalvia; Ostreida; Ostreidae. Gene Ontology annotation, molecular function: cyclin-dependent protein serine/threonine kinase activator activity; protein kinase binding. Gene Ontology annotation, cellular component: plasma membrane.